Molecule: messenger RNA, 290 nt
Organism: Sphaeroforma arctica JP610
Lineage: Eukaryota; Ichthyosporea; Ichthyophonida
Exons: 3
Biological process (GO): aggrephagy; endosome organization; mitophagy
Cellular component (GO): aggresome; amphisome
Molecular function (GO): zinc ion binding; protein kinase C binding; K63-linked polyubiquitin modification-dependent protein binding
Source: RefSeq, a predicted model, not a curated record
ACACAUCGCCUCCGCCGUUGUUGGGUGAACGGGGCCCAGCAUUGUCCUACUCUUCCCAGACACCUCUUGGAGAAGUGGACAUCAACAAUAAGGAGAGUCAGAAUCUGUUGAAUCUGCUGUAUACGAUAGCCGAGGACCAAGCCAGACAAGAGGGCUAUGUCCAUCGCGGCCUGACCUGUAACUCGUGUCACGUGGGUGUCAUCAGAGGAGUGCGAUACAAAUGCGCCAAUUGUGCCGACUUCGAUCUGUGCGAACUAUGUGAGACACACUUUCUGUGCAUUGAAAAAUGA